AUGGAACCUGAACUUGCAAAAAAUAUAGCACCCAGCAUCACUAUCUCCAUUGAUCGCCCCUUAGGUAUCCUCGUUACAGUUCACCGAGAGGAAGAUGGCAUUAACAAGCCCCGUAUUUUCCGCUGGGAUGUGUACUGUGACGCUUGGGGUCCUUCGGGCUUUAUGCUCUUCCACCAUACGUCAGAAGGUCUGAAAAAGAUCGAAGGAAAUCACGUUCCCCCACCCCCCGAGACUUUGGAGUAUACAGAAUGGGAUGUGUGUUUUGAUGAGCUUCUUCCUGGUCAAUGUCUUAGAAGGAAUAUAGGUGAUCUCCUCCCCUUCCACGACCAGCUGGUCGUAGGUGAGAAAUAUGAGCUGCUCUGGCCAGGCGCUGAAUAUGCUCUAUGGGACUGGGGCAUUCUCCGUGAACAUAUAGGCCACAAAGUUGGCGUGGAUAUGGGAGUACCCCGUGCUAUUAUUCCUGGGGAGCCUGCUCCUCUCUCACUGUCAUACAGGAGGCGCAAGUCUUCAAACGCAAACCUGCUCCGUCACCUAUUAGUAAAUCUGCGCGAAUCCCCGGUACACCUUGUCUUAGUGUGUCUCUAG
Messenger RNA from Penicillium samsonianum, 585 nucleotides. RefSeq lists its product as uncharacterized. The record is from RefSeq and is a predicted model, not a curated record. The coding region runs from base 1 to 585 and encodes 194 amino acids. Lineage: Eukaryota; Fungi; Ascomycota; Eurotiomycetes; Eurotiales; Aspergillaceae. The transcript has 3 exons.